Molecule: messenger RNA, 534 nt
Organism: Colletotrichum acutatum
Lineage: Eukaryota; Fungi; Ascomycota; Sordariomycetes; Glomerellales; Glomerellaceae
Exons: 1
Coding region: 103-423 (106 amino acids)
Source: RefSeq, a predicted model, not a curated record
AGCAUCCGUAUAGCAACAGACCGAAGCUGCGAGGUUCUUGGCGGAUUUUCUAACAUCGCUGAGAGCCUGGCGCCCUGCACAUGAGCUGUGCGAUGUGAAGUCAUGACGCUUGCUUGCUGGUCUGUUGUGUGGUGGUCUUUUGAAUCUCUCUCUUAUGGAGUGCUCCUCCUAGAACAGUGGAUGUUCCUCUGGGGACUUGACUCAAAUGUCGAUGCGUUCUGUUCUGUGUGGGAACAAAAUUGGGUUGGAUGCGCCCAAAAAUAUGGCCUUGAGUCUUGGUGUGUGGCCGGGCCUUUGACGGUGCUGAGCAGACGCGAUCCCUGUAGUAAAAGGUCGAAAGGCUGCGGAGAUGAUCGAAAAAUCAGCUUGAGCGGAGUGUUGCGAUUCCUCAUCUGUUCCUUACGUUAUUUACUUGUCCCUUGAAGUGAAUCCAGUGAUCGGUAUUACCUACAAGUCAAUGUAAAUGUAAUCUCAAGCAUAUUUGGAGCCGCAAAUGGGUGAUGCAUUUGAGUCAGUCAAGACAUGGUAUUUCGU